Messenger RNA from Closterium sp. Naga37s-1, 1266 nucleotides. NCBI's taxonomy places the organism in Eukaryota, Viridiplantae, Streptophyta, Zygnematophyceae, Desmidiales, Closteriaceae. The record is from the annotation of a GenBank genome assembly.
AUGGGCGUGCCUCCGGAUGAGGCAGUCGAUCAAUACGCGGACCCGAACGCUUUCAACGAAGGCGAAACUGCUCCCACCGAUGCAGUUCCAGGCGAGGAUGCCGUUCCCGGGGAAAAUGCGCAAGAUCCGUUCCUUCCCCCGGAAGACGCCUACCUGCCCGACGAUACUACUCCCGCAGACGAGCAACAGCCUGCUGGCGAACCGGCUCCGGGGGACAUCCCCUCAGAAACCACCACUGCGCCGGACGACAUUCCCCCGGAAACCACCACUGCGCCGGAGGACAUUCCCACUGAUACCCCUCCCGUUGAGGAUGCAGCCCAGCCGACGGAUACCGCGUCUGCUGCGUUUGCUCCUGACACGACCGACGCUAAUUUCGAUCCUGAUGCCGCCACUCCCGUCGACGCGACGGUUCCAACAGAAUCUGCCACCGUGGCUGUUGAUGAUACGGUGACUGCGGGUAACGGCACGAUGUACGACUUCCAAGGCGCGUACGAUAAGAUGAAGGGUGGCGAUCUCUCCACAGAGGCCAUUAUUGGUAUCGUCGCUGCGCUACCCUACCCGUCGCGCGGCCAUUCCCUUCCCAUCGCGCGGCUGGGAUCUUCCUUUCGCGUGGCAAUAUCCUCCGUCGCGCUGCUAUUUCCUCAAGUCCCUCCCCCUCCCGCGUCCAUUCCCAUUCCCCUCAGGCUUGCAUCCAUAACCCUCCCGCUGCCAUUCCCUUCCCUCCCACUUCCAUCCCCUACCCCGCACGCUGUCAUUCCCUUCCCCGCACGCAGUCAGCAUGGCUCUGACGUCAUCAUGGUGAAGCAGACAGCGACACAGCAGGAGAUCAAGAAGGCUUACUACAAGCUCUCCCUCAAAUACCAUCCAGACAAGAAUCCAGAGCCAGACGCGCAAGCCGUAUUCUCCAAAAUCGCCAACGCUUAUGAGAUUUUGUAUGAUGCGGAGAAGAGGGAGCAAUAUGACUAUGCCAUCGCGCAUCCAGAGCAGUUCUUCUACAACACUGCACGCUACUACCAAACUUAUUAUGCUCCUAAGACGGACAUUCGACUCAUCCUGCUUGCAGCGCUGUUGCUGCUCUCGUCCUUCCAGUACCUCAACGAUCACAUUCGAUACAACCAGGCUAUAGAGCACGCCAAGCAGACCCCAGCCUACCGCAAUCGCUUGAAACAGCUGGAGCUGGAAAGGGCUGCGGCUGCUGCUGCUGCUGCCAGCACCACUGGUGGAGGCAGAGGGAAGCGUGGAGGGGGCCGGCGUGGAGGAAGGUAG